This is a messenger RNA of Galeopterus variegatus (Sunda flying lemur), 869 nucleotides long. It is a transcript of the gene BCL2A1, whose product is annotated as BCL2-related protein A1. Gene Ontology annotation, cellular component: mitochondrial outer membrane. The record is from RefSeq and is a predicted model, not a curated record. Gene Ontology annotation, molecular function: protein heterodimerization activity; channel activity; protein homodimerization activity. Gene Ontology annotation, biological process: positive regulation of apoptotic process; mitochondrial fusion; release of cytochrome c from mitochondria. NCBI's taxonomy places the organism in Eukaryota, Metazoa, Chordata, Mammalia, Dermoptera, Cynocephalidae. The coding region runs from base 164 to 691 and encodes 175 amino acids. The transcript is spliced from 2 exons.
AGCCUACACAUGAAAGUGACUAAGAGGAAGGAUAUGUCAUAAUGUGAUACAAACAGAAAUUCCACCAGCCUCCAUAUAUCACCACGUGUCAUAAUCUCACCGAGUUCAGAUUGCCACAACUUCCAAGUGAACCGGCUCAAGACUGCUACCCUCCAAGCUGAAGAUGACUGACUGUGAAUUUGGAUAUGUUCACACACUGGCUCAGGACUACCUGCAGUACGUCCUACAAGUACCACAACCUGAAUUGGGUCCAAGCAAAACAUCCAGAGUGCUCCAAAACGUGGCCUUCUCAGUCCAAAAAGAAGUUGAAAAGAAUCUGAAACCAUGCUUGGACCAUUUUGAUGUUGUGUCCAUAGAUACUGCCAGAACAAUAUUCAAUCAAGUGAUGGAAAAGGAAUUUGAAGAUGGCAUAAUUAACUGGGGAAGGAUUGUGACCAUAUUUGCAUUCGGAGGUAUUCUCAUCAAGAAGCUUCUACGAGAGCAAAUUGCCCUGGAUGUGGACACAUACAAGGAAAUUUCUUAUUUUGUUGCUGAGUUCAUAAUGAAUAACAUGGGAGAAUGGAUAAGGCAAAACGGAGGCUGGGAAAAUGGCUUUGUAAAGAAGUUUGAACCUAAAUCUUACUGGCCGACUCUUCUAGAAGUUACAGGAAAGGUCUGUGAAAUGUUAUCUCUACUGAAGCAAUACUGUUGACCAAAAAGGACAUUCCAUAUUGUGAAACCUGACAAAUUUUUCUGACUCUUACAUGAACUAUUGCCAACACAUACUACAUCUACUUUCAAACAAACAAUUUUGAUGAUGUAACUUGACUUUCCAGAGUUAUGGAAAUAUUGUCUUCAUUUAAAUAAAUAAAUAGUAUGUAUUUGUCUCU